Venustampulla echinocandica is the source of this 2136-nucleotide messenger RNA. RefSeq lists its product as uncharacterized. NCBI's taxonomy places the organism in Eukaryota, Fungi, Ascomycota, Leotiomycetes, Helotiales, Pleuroascaceae. The record is from RefSeq and is a predicted model, not a curated record. Gene Ontology annotation, molecular function: DNA replication origin binding. Gene Ontology annotation, cellular component: DNA replication preinitiation complex; nuclear origin of replication recognition complex; nuclear pre-replicative complex. The transcript has 7 exons. Gene Ontology annotation, biological process: DNA replication initiation; DNA replication. The coding region runs from base 1 to 2136 and encodes 711 amino acids.
AUGUCGGACAACGCGGAGGCCAACAGCCAUGCCGGGUUUGAUUCAAUCGACCAUCAGCCAGCGUACAUAUAUACUCCAGAUACUAGUACCGACGAUGCUCCUGAACGACCUACAAAACGACGGAGGGUAACCAAACCAAAACAGCCUGGAAUACAAACACAUGGCAAACCGAGCCUCUUGAGAUUCGAACCGCUGCUGGGAGGUCUAGAAAGCGAAGAGAGUGCGCGUUGGCGUCAGGAGACUUUCCAAAAAUGCUGGGGUUUUGGCCGCCUAGCUAAGCAAGAGCAGUCAAUUCUUGAUGAAUCAAAUGAAGAUACUCUAGCAGAGGUUUCUUCGUUUGUCAACAGCUCUAGAGAGAACUGGGGAGAUGAGAGACUUCCAGCUUGCUUUAUUGUUACUGGGCCAAAUAUUGCUUCCCAAGACCUCCUAUUCCGACAGGUAUCGGUUCGGCUUAAAUCAGAUAUUGAUGGGCCAGUGGUCAUCUUGCGAUCAGGAGAUGCCGCGAACUUGAAAGCCAUUCUCAAGAAGCUUAUUCGUGACGCGACGAAUCAAAGAUCUGACGACGAUGAUAUGCUUGCGGAGCUAAAUGAUCGAAAACUAUUGUACUACGAUUUAGAGAUACUUCGAAGCUUUGUCACAGCACAUGGCAGUCAAAGAGUGGUCGUGGCAAUUCAAGAUAGUGAAGGAUUCGAGACUAAUUUGCUUGUUGAGUUGAUCAUCUUGUUGAGAUCCUGGAUGGACCGUAUUCCAUUUGUAUUACUUUUUGGUAUUGCCACCUCAGUCGAGUUGUUUCGGGAGAGGCUUCCUAGAUCUGCAAGUCGUUCGCUGUAUGGUGCACAAGUCGACGUGGAGCAAACCAAUAGCAUUAUUGAAAGGGUUUUCCAAAAGGCCGUGGCCAGCUCCAAGGCGUACUUGCGAUUGGGACCAGCGCUGGUAUCGAUGCUGGUGGAACGGCAGCAUCAUCAUAUUCCGAGUGUCCAGUCAUUUAUUGCGGCCUUGAAGUAUGCAUACAUGUCUCAUUUUUACGGGAAUCCGCUGAGUUUCCUUGGUAAUACCUCGAGCAAUUCUUUAGAAUAUAUCGGACAACUUCAGCCCUGCCACUAUGAGGCCAUCCGUAUGCUACCGUCAUUUCGCCGGUCUGUGGUGGAAAGGAUUGAAGUCCGGGACAUAAAUGGCGCUCGAGAGUUGCUUGAAGAUGACGCUAUUCUAGCUCAGAAUAUUAAAACCGAGCUCCAUUCCAAGGAUGGAAAGAUCCUCUGCUUACUGAGGGCUCUACAUAUCCUAGAAAGUGCAACCACCGAUGGACCUGGUGGAAUCGACUUAUACUUGACAGUGUUCGGGGGCGCAUUGAAAGAUUCGGAUUUCUUUAGGCGUCUUUUAGACUCACUUGAGCGCAUGACGCCUGAGGAUUUGAUCUCUCUUACUGAAAAAAUACGUGCGGCCAUUAAACACGGAAACUCUGCGAUGGACCUUGAUGGAUGGGCCGAAGCCGACCAGGAAUUUCUCCAAGAUAUUAAACUUAUAGAAACAAAGGUCAAGACUUUGACAGCUACGGCGGUUGAAAAAGGAGUUCCGAUCCGCAGUAGCGAGUCCAUCCAUAGCAAAGGCCUGCGGACCACGGUCAUUGCUCAGAGGGUUCAGUUGAGCUACCAGAAAUCCACAAUUAGCGAGGCCGAGAAGGAAUACCAGGGACUCGUCGGACGCUUGCUGGAGCUUUUUGAAGAGUAUUUUACUUUGGAGAACCCACAGCAUCUAUUUCUGAACGAAGUAUGGCUUUGCAACUCCACGACGCCCUUUGCUGAUGUCUUCGUCCCCCGACCUAGAGCCGCCAUCGAGCAUGCGCUCUCCUCCCCUCAGGAAUACCUUUCCGGAAUUGACCAAAAUUUACCUCCAACACAACCAGAGACAGCAAUUCUCUAUCAAAAAUAUCUCGAAGCUCCUUCUCUAAUUAAUGUGGCAGAUCUUUGGUCCUCGUUCUUGGAGACCGUGGCAGGGGGUGAAGCUGAAGAAUCCGAUGAACGAGGCCCUUUGAUGCAGUUCUAUAGGGGCAUGGCUGACUUGAAUCUAUUGGGAAUGGUUAAGCAAAGCAAGAAAAAGGCAGACCAUCUAGCUAAGGUAUCAUGGAAGGGAUUAUGA